Molecule: messenger RNA, 752 nt
Organism: Paramecium pentaurelia
Lineage: Eukaryota; Ciliophora; Oligohymenophorea; Peniculida; Parameciidae
Source: the annotation of a GenBank genome assembly
UGUAUGUCUUCAGGAGAACUCCCAUAAGAAAAGAAAACAUUAUUUUCUUCUUUAGUUUAGAAGAAAUAGGCAGAGAUUGAUGCAUAAAAGAUAUAAAAUAGAAUUCUGUAAUUAAAAAUGGAACAUGAAAAAGUUUUAAAGCACAUUCAAUAAGAUGAAUAGAGAGCUGAAGAAAUUUAUCGUCAUAGAGUAGAAAUCUAAAUGAAAGUAAUAUUCACCUUUAUUAUUUUGUUUAGAAAGAAAAUAAAAUGAAAUAGAAAUAAGCAUAACCACCACCAUUCUCAUUGGCUGUUUCUCAUCAUUAAAGAGAAGUAUUAAAGAAAAUAAAGGAAGAUGAAUUAUAAAAAAAGAAAUCUGAAGCUAAGAUUUUUAGAGAAUAAUUAAAGUAGGAUUUUAAGAGUGUUUAAUUAUAGAAAAGUUUAGAUCAAGAAGGUUAACGCAUUAAAGCAAUUUAAGUUAAAGAAGAAGAGAGAUAAUCUACAUAAUUGGCUGUUGCCAAAUUAAAGUAGAAAAGAGAGAGAGUAAGAUAUGAAAUAGAAAAUGAAAAAGAUAGAAUAGAAAAAGAAAAGGAGUUAUAUGAUUUAAAAAUUUAAGAAUUAGAAUAACUUGAACAAUUGGCUAUGAUGGAACUUUAAAAUUCUUUAGCUAGAUAACAGAAAGCUUAAGAGAAAAUUUAAUAAGCAUAGAAACUAUCACCCAGUGAUUAUGAAAAAUAAUAUUAAAGUAUUUAGAAGGCAGGUGCCACAUAAUGA